CGCAGGCGCAGGCGCAGAACUCCGUAGAACUCCGUAGAACUCCGUGCCCUGCUGCCUGCUCCCUGCUCCCUGCUCCCACACGGCAGCGCUGCGCUCGGAGUCGCGUUCGAUGGUUCGCGACAGCGCGGGAAUACGUGGCGCGUGAGGACUGCGGCUCGCGGUGGGACGCGAUGGCGGCCGAAGCGGGGCCGAGCGUGACCCCCGGCGAGGAGGUGAACGGCUGGGGGAACCCGAUGGACUUGUUUGACGAGCCCUUCCCAGACGUGAGCACCUACGAGGACUUCCACACCAUCGACUGGCUGCGGGAGAAGUCGCGUGACACGGACCGCCACCGCAAGAUCGCCAGCAGGAGCAAGGAGUCCUUCUGGGAGUUCACCAAGAGCCUGCUGGACGCGUGGUCCGGAUGGGUGGUGAUGCUGCUCAUUGGGCUCCUGUCAGGUACGCUCGCGGGUGUCAUCGACCUUGCCGUGGACUGGAUGACGGACCUGAAGGAGGGCGUGUGCCUCUCGGCGCUCUGGUACAGCCACGAGCAGUGCUGCUGGACCUCCAAUGAGACCACCUUCGACGACCGUGACAAAUGUCCUCAGUGGCAGACGUGGUCGGAGCUGAUGACGGGCCAUGCCGAGGGUGCUGGAGCAUAUGUGCUCAACUACUUCCUGUAUGUGCUGUGGGCUCUUUUUUUUGCGUUCCUAGCUGUAUCCCUGGUGCGAGUCUUUGCACCCUACGCCUGUGGAUCGGGCAUCCCAGAGAUAAAAACCAUCCUCAGUGGCUUCAUCAUCCGGGGCUACCUGGGCAAGUGGACGCUGCUGAUAAAGACGGUCACCCUGGUGCUGGCUGUGUCUUCGGGGCUAAGCCUUGGCAAGGAGGGCCCACUGGUACACGUGGCUUGUUGCUGUGGCAACCUCUUCAGCAGCCUCUUCUCAAAGUACAGCAAAAACGAGGGCAAGCGGCGGGAGGUGUUGUCUGCAGCGGCGGCAGCAGGAGUGUCUGUGGCCUUUGGGGCUCCAAUAGGAGGGGUGCUCUUCAGCUUGGAGGAGGUGAGCUACUACUUCCCCCUGAAAACCCUGUGGAGGUCCUUCUUUGCUGCCCUGGUAGCCGCCUUCACCCUGCGCUCCAUUAACCCCUUUGGGAACAACCGCCUGGUGCUCUUCUACGUGGAGUAUCAUACCCCCUGGUACAUGGCUGAACUGGUGCCCUUCAUCCUGCUGGGGGUCUUCGGGGGCGUGUGGGGGGCUCUCUUCAUCCGCGCUAACAUUGCCUGGUGCCGCCGGCGCAAGACCACACGGCUGGGCCGCUACCCGGUGCUGGAGGUGAUUGCAGUGACAGCCAUCACCGCUGUGGUGGCCUUCCCCAACCCCUACACACGUCGCAGCACCAGCCAGCUCAUCUCGGAACUCUUCAAUGAUUGCGGCCCCUUGGACUCAUCCCGCCUCUGCGAUUAUGUCAAUGACCCCAACAUGACCCGGCCCGUGGAUGACAUUCCGGACCGGCCUGCCGGCCCAGGAGUGUACACGGCCAUCUGGCAGCUGGCGCUCGCGCUCAUCUUCAAGAUCGUCGUCACCAUCUUCACCUUCGGUAUAAAGGUCCCCUCUGGCCUGUUCAUCCCCAGCAUGGCUGUGGGCGCCAUCGCCGGACGCAUCAUGGGCAUCGCUGUGGAGCAAAUGGCUUACCACCACCAUGACUGGAUCAUCUUUAAAAAAUGGUGUCGUCCGGGGGCUGACUGCGUCACGCCAGGCCUCUACGCCAUGGUGGGCGCUGCUGCAUGUCUGGGUGGUGUGACAAGGAUGACGGUGUCUCUGGUAGUCAUCAUGUUUGAGCUGACAGGGGGGCUGGAGUACAUUGUGCCCCUGAUGGCGGCUGCCGUCACCAGCAAGUGGGUGGGUGAUGCCUUUGGCCGCGAGGGCAUCUAUGAGGCGCACAUACAGCUAAACGGCUACCCUUUCCUGGACACGAAGGACGAGUUCACGCAUCGCACGCUUGCCGCGGACGUGAUGCACCCACGUCGCGGGGAACCGCCCCUGGCCGUGCUCACGCAGGAUGGCACAACGGUGGAGGACGUGGAGGAGCUCAUCAAGGAGACGGACUACAACGGUUUCCCUGUGGUGGUGUCUCGCAAAUCGGAGCGCCUCAUCGGCUUCGUGCAGCGCAGGGACCUGACCCUGGCCAUCAAAAACGCUCGGCAGAAGCAGGAGGGCGUGGUGAGCAACUCGGUGGUGUACUUCACUGAGGAAAUGCCCCUACUGCCUCCAAGCUGCCCUCAGCCCCUCAAGCUGCGCUGCAUCUUGAACCUCAGCCCCUUCACGGUCACUGACCACACCCCCAUGGAGACAGUGGUGGACAUCUUCCGCAAGCUGGGUCUCCGGCAGUGUCUGGUCACGCGCAGCGGACGCCUCUUGGGAAUCAUCACUAAGAAGGAUGUUCUGCGACACAUGGCUCAGAUGAUGAACCAGGAUCCAGAUUCCAUCAUGUUUAAUUAGUCCAGCACCCUGCUGAGCUCGGCCUGAAAGGGGAUCUUUGCCUCCAGCGAGCACUACAGCUGUACCUGUCACCUCCGUCGCUCUCUGCUGGGAGUUGUAUCCAGGAUACCAGCGCUGAUGCCAACACUGGAUGUGCAUUUCGCAAAAGCAUUUCGAAAAGCAUAUCAUGAGGGAGCGACCUCCCAUCAUGCCCAUUUGCUGCCUUCAGCCCUUGUCAACAGGUGCCGUUGUGCUUGCUGUUCGUUGAUGGAGUCACCCUUUUAGGGGAAGGUGGGAGAAGAAGCCACAGCAGAAGGACUGUACAAGGGUAUUCUUUGAGGGUACACUUUGUGUGCGCAUUAAUAAGUGUGCUGCAUUAAUUCAUAACCCGGUGAUGUUUGGUAGAGUAAGAUGAGCUUUUUUCAGCGGUUCAGUAGCACCGGGACAUACUUCUUAUGAACAUUUCUGUUGACAAGAUGAACAUUGAAUGAAUGUAUCUGCAGUCCCUUUCUGAAUCACGUGUAAAGGUGACUGAUGCUGCCUGGAGGUCAAGACAAUGGGGCUGAGAGUUACUUGUAAAAACUUUGAUGAUGAGAACAUUGACCGUUCUCAAAUUCCCUCCCUUAAGCUUUAAAAAAGGAUAAUUCUUUUAUUUCUGAGUUAUACAAGGUAAGGAAUGCAGUCUUUGUCAUUGUUUUGCCGUUAAUUUUCUGAUUGUUGAACAGCACAUGCAGCCAAUCACCUCAACACAUGUGUGGUGCAGGAUGUCGUAGAAAAUUGAUGCUGCAAGUUGAUACUCUGAAUUAACAAUGACUCUUAUACAUUUUGUAAAAUGGUGUAUAAUAAUUUUUGCAAAAAUGAAUUUGUAUUAAUAUCCUGUA
Scleropages formosus (Asian bonytongue) is the source of this 3337-nucleotide messenger RNA. Its product is annotated as H(+)/Cl(-) exchange transporter 4-like. Gene Ontology annotation, molecular function: voltage-gated chloride channel activity. The record is from RefSeq and is a predicted model, not a curated record. Gene Ontology annotation, cellular component: synaptic vesicle; Golgi apparatus; plasma membrane. The coding region runs from base 171 to 2477 and encodes 768 amino acids. Gene Ontology annotation, biological process: chloride transport; transmembrane transport. Lineage: Eukaryota; Metazoa; Chordata; Actinopteri; Osteoglossiformes; Osteoglossidae. The transcript is spliced from 12 exons.